This is a messenger RNA of Parus major (Great Tit), 660 nucleotides long. RefSeq names its product protein ELYS-like. The record is from RefSeq and is a predicted model, not a curated record. The coding region runs from base 47 to 412 and encodes 121 amino acids. Lineage: Eukaryota; Metazoa; Chordata; Aves; Passeriformes; Paridae. The transcript has 4 exons.
AGAACCUUAGUGAUGAAAUGUUGUCUUAGCCUUUGUAUUUUGAUUGAUGUUUCAGACCCUGAAGUUUUUGAAGAAAUCUGGUCCUUUAAUAAGUGAAGCCAUUCAUGACAGCUACACUCGGUGUCUUGUAGCUGGCUUGCUGUCUCCAAGACUGGUUGAUGUCCAGCCAUCCAGUCUGAGUCAGGAGGAGCAGUUAGAAGCAGUGUUGUCAGCUGCUGUGCAAACAGGUUCUUUAGAGCUUCUGACGGGAUGCAUUAAACACUGGACUUCAGAAGAGCAGCCAAGUUCUGCUGGAAAUUUACGGUUUGUUCUUGAGUGGACGUGGAACAAAGUGACCUGUACAAAAGAUGAACUGGACCAAAUAUGGCUGUUUAAAUGUCCUUUGGAAGUCUGCAGUUGCCGUGCUGACUGAUGAUUGAAUAUUGCUCCUUGACAAGGUGUUCCGCUGUUUGAUGGCUCCUGCAACUUCAUUGACCCGCAGACAUUACAGUCCCUUCAGCACUGCCAGCUGCUUCUGAGCAACCUCAGCACAGUCCUGAACUGUUUUCUAACAGAAGCCCGAGAGCUUACUGAGAAAGGUUGGUGAAAGCACUGCUAGGUCUUUGGCGUGACUGCUAAGAUUUGGAAGGAUGCUUGGGUUAUAACUGAGGAGACACGAGC